Messenger RNA from Elephantulus edwardii (Cape elephant shrew), 1761 nucleotides. RefSeq names its product Fc receptor-like protein 2-like. The record is from RefSeq and is a predicted model, not a curated record. The coding region runs from base 1 to 1761 and encodes 586 amino acids. Gene Ontology annotation, biological process: cell surface receptor signaling pathway. Gene Ontology annotation, molecular function: transmembrane signaling receptor activity. NCBI's taxonomy places the organism in Eukaryota, Metazoa, Chordata, Mammalia, Macroscelidea, Macroscelididae. The transcript is spliced from 9 exons.
AUGUUCUUCCAUCCCCGAGGGCACACCAGUUUUCAAGUGGAGUGUCCUUUUUCUACUGCAGAUCAGCUGGUUCUUCAAGUUCCACAGUCUGUCAUUGAAGGAGACACAGUGAUUAUGAGCUGCUGGGGAAAUGAAGAAGAGGAACUAGACGAAAUGAUUUACCACAAGGAUGGGAAAAAUCUCAUGACUUUUAAAAAAAACUCAAGUUUCAUUAUCGUAAAUGCAAACUCUAGAAGUAAUGGCAUGUAUGGAUGCACUGUUUCUGGAGAAGAUGAUAUAUUUUGGAGAAGAAAUUCAAAUGUUGUAGAAGUCAGAGUCCAAGAUCUAUUUCUACCUCCUAAGCUGACAGCUAGACCCCCCAGGCUCAUAGAGGGAAGCUCAGUGGUUCUGACGUGUGAGACUCAGCUUCAUCCACAGAAAUUAUCUACUCGGCUUGAGUUCUGCUUCUUCAAAGGAAACCUGGGCCUGGAACCAUGUCGGGAGUCCCCAGAGCUGAAGAUCCCAGCUAUGUGGAGAAAAGACUCGGGAUCUUAUAGAUGUCUUGCUAAGACACAGGCUUUCCGAGUUUCUAAACAGAGCCAGGAAGUUAUAAUUCAAGUACAGCGAAUCCCUGUAUCUGGGGUCUUCCUGGAGAUCUGGCCUCCAACAGGUCAAGUGUUUGAAGGAGAAAAUGUGGUCCUUGUCUGCACUGUGACUACUGGCACAGGAGACAUUGAGUUUUCCUGGUACAAGGGGAAGAUCAAGAAAGGAGUGGUGAGGGCCUCUCAGAAUUCCCAGAGAGUAGAGCUGCAAAUUGUUAUCAAGAAGUACCACGCUGGGGAAUAUUACUGUGCAGCUAACAAUGGCUUCGGCCUCAUCUCCAGCACAAGAGUUUACAUUUCUGUGAAAGCUGAGUUCAUGCAGGAGGAAGUCAAGCAGAAGAGAUCCUCUCUGACAUCAGCUUUGUCUCUACCAGUUCCAGUGUCUCAACCAGUCCUCACACUCAGAACUGCCAGGACCCCGGCGGUGGAAGGGGAUGUAAUGGAGCUUCUCUGUCAGGCCCAAACGGGCUCUCCUCCAAUUCUGUACCUAUUCUAUCAUAAUGAUGCCAUCCUGGGGAACAGCUCAUCCUUCUCUGGAAGAGAAGUGUCCUUCAACCUCUCUCUGACUUCAAGGCAUUCUGGGAACUACUCCUGUGAGGCCACCAAUGGCCGAGGUGCCCAGCAGAGUAACAUAGUGUCAAUCAACAUCACAGGCCCUCCAGAGGACAUGCUCCCCUUUCUGGCUGCAGGAGUGACUGGGGGCCUGCUUGGUUUCCUGGCUGUAGCUGUCCUGCUCUACUAUGUCUGGUUCCGGAGAAAAUCAGGAACUACCCCAGGCUCCCAAGAGCACACCAACUUCAAGUCACCUGUCUCAGCAAAGGAACUGGAGCCCGUGUACAGCAGUGUGAAUCCAGACUCUGAAGAUGUGGCUGGUUCCCAGGAUGUGGUUUACUCCCAGGUCUGGAGCAUCCACCAGAAACAAGAAGGUGCAGGAACCAGUGAUUUUUCAUUGGAUUCAUUUUACAGUCUUCUCAGCAGUGUAUUUAGCCCAUUUCUCCCAAAGACAGCCUUGUUCCAUUCUGAGGUCCAACCCAGGACCUCGGCCAGAAGCACCACAAAUGCAAAUGGGACAAUAGGCAAGGAGGUUCAUGUGUCUGGAAUGUGCUGUGUAACACAUGAGCAGGAGCCUUGGGCUGAGCCAGAACUAGCAUGUCCUCAUGAACUUGGCUAUGAUCCCUGA